This is a messenger RNA of Tripterygium wilfordii, 1447 nucleotides long. Its product is annotated as START domain-containing protein 10. The transcript has 5 exons. NCBI's taxonomy places the organism in Eukaryota, Viridiplantae, Streptophyta, Magnoliopsida, Celastrales, Celastraceae. Gene Ontology annotation, molecular function: lipid binding. The record is from RefSeq and is a predicted model, not a curated record. The coding region runs from base 669 to 1382 and encodes 237 amino acids.
AACAUUCUAUGUUGUUCUUCUUAAUUUCUCUGCAACUUUAAUGCCUUUUAUCUUUCACCAUAUUCUGCAAGCAUGUGAAAUGCAGCAGAAUGUGGUCCAAAACUUAGGAUUCGUAUUGGAGAAAUUAAGUUACCGCCUGAAACUAACAGACAUUUGAGACAAAUACCAAAUAUAUAUGGAUGAUAAGAUUGUUACUUGAUCCAUGUUUGUCUACUUAUAUGUUUGGUCCAUAUGUAUAUAAUAAUCUGAUAUUCUGUAGAGGCACGUGAUGUGGAGAAGUAUGGAUUUGUUUGUGUAGGGUCAAUGUCACCCAUUAACAGGCAAUUGCUAGAUAAUAUGGUCAGUUUAAACCCCCCAUUAGUUUUUAGUAUUUAGUGUUUCUGAUUACUAAAUAUAUGGUUGUUCCUUUCAGAAGCCACCAACACUCCAUGUGCAUCUUCUUCUCUGCCUGCUCUUUUUAUCUAAGAAAGAUGCCAUCUUUUUUUGAACAGAAAGAGAGAGAGACGUGCAGGGAUAAUCAUGGAGCUUCUUCUGGCAUCCAUGUGCAUCAAUGACCUUGACCCACUACAUAUUAUUCUGCACUUCUUGGUCUCACUUUCUCUCUUUUUGUAUAAGUACCCUCCUACAUUUUACUAAUUUUCUUGUAGUGAAAAGACAGAAGAAGUGCAAUGAACAGUCCGACGACUUCGAGCCGGUCAUGGUCUGUUAGUGAGGACUCACUAAGAAGGUAUGUGCAGUUUGCUAGUGAGAGCUGUAUGCAGGAGCUGCUUUCAGCUUCAGACUCAAACAGGUUUGGCAACAACAAUGAUGGGUGGAAGGUUGUUACUCUCGACAAUGGUGUCGAGAUAUCAAAACGCAGGUCUGGUUCCCUUCACACCUUCCGUAGUCGAUGGCUUCUCAAAUCAGUUUCACCUCAACAAUUCAUCGCGGUAGCCAAUGCCAUUGAUGCUGCCAAGCAAUGGGACUCUGACCUUGUUGAAGCCAAGUACAUAAAGGAUCUUGAAGACAACCUCAGCAUUAUCCAUCUCAGGUUUGGAGAUAACUCUAAACCUCUGUUUAGAAACAGAGAAUUCAUCGUCUACGAGCGACGCGAAACUAUGGAAGAUGGUACCCUGGUAGUGGCAGUAGCUUCACUGCCAAAAGAGAUAGCUGCCGGGUUACAGCCGAAGCAGAACAAUGCGAUAAGAGGAUUUCUUCUGCAGUCAGGAUGGGUUGUGGAGAAGCUUGAAGAUGACUCUUGUAUGGUCACAUAUGUUGUUCAGCUAGAUCCUGCUGGAUGGCUGCCCAAAUGCUUUGUGAAUCGGCUUAACACAAAGUUGGUAAUGAUCAUUGGGAAUCUGAGGAAACUAGCACAGGCUUGUCCUGUUGUUGAUGGAUGCUAAUACUGAAUGACACUUUUGAAAUCAGCCAGUCAUAUCAACUUUGUAAAUUAUUUUAUAGCAUCUAA